CUCCCCAAUGUUCUCUGGUUCUUUUCUCCCUAAAACUCUAGGUCUUUUUUGUUGUUUUGAUUUAUGGGGUGUUCCUUCCAUCCGUCUUGUUUAAUUCGAGUUCAAAUCUGCACCCUACAAAUGCCCCACACAAUCGGAAGGCGCCAAGUGUCCUCUCGCAUGAUUUUCUCCCUCAGCGUGCGUGGAGCUAAUGGGACGGCUGUUAGCUCCAAAUUCCCGCUACCCUCGACUCUCGACCUGGCCUCCUCUAUCUAACUUUGACCCACCCCUGCACUCCUACAUCCAAGCUAACGGCAAGAACUCCGGCGAUGAAGACCGUUCCGACAAACACACCGGAGGAUGGAACUUUUUGUUUUCGAUGGCCACACCGGAUGGGGCCAAGAAGCUAAAAACGUCGAACUAUCUCUGGUAUGUUGAACCCUUGGCGGUUCUACUAUCUAGCUUCGGGAAGAUCUCGCAUUCACAUGCUGUAAUCCUCGGGGAAGCGCUUGCUUUGGAGGAGAAUGAUCUGGUGUUCCCUAGUGAGAGUUCUCUCGCCAGGCUCUAGUUCCAUCGCCAAUGUAGGUGAGCGUCAAUUGAUCUAUGCGAGUCAGAGUAUUGGAUCACUAGAAAUCAAUAUUUU
This is a messenger RNA of Nelumbo nucifera (sacred lotus), 622 nucleotides long. The record is from RefSeq and is a predicted model, not a curated record. NCBI's taxonomy places the organism in Eukaryota, Viridiplantae, Streptophyta, Magnoliopsida, Proteales, Nelumbonaceae.